AAGAGUAGAUGUGCUGACUUGAUGAACACCUACACAUAGACGACACCGUGACAGACGGUCCUCAGCAGAAUCUGUGAACAGACUACAAACUCAGUACCAAGUAUAAAACAUUUUACCAAGACAGAAUCAAGGAGUCUCGAUAAAAUGGUAGGAAACAGGAGCUGGAACUGUAGCAGUACAUUUGAAUACCUGUUAGCUCCCAUCUACGGUAUAGAGAUGUGUGUGGCGCUGGUGGGGAACAUACUGGCCCUGUUGCUGCUUGUGACGAAGGAGAAGAAGAACUGGCACAUGGGAGUGGUGUUCUCCUGCAACCUGGUCAUCAGUGACAUCUUUUACGCCCUCACUCUGCCCAUUCUUAUCGACAACUAUUCAAGAGGUCGACAGCGGACAUUUGUUCAUGCUGUCGAAAAAAUAGAGCUCUUUGUCUUCACCUGUAACCUCUACGUCAGCAUUUACUUCAUCAUGUGCAUCAGUGUUCAUCGAUACCUGGCCAUUGUUCAACCAAUCUUCAUGCGCAAACACAUUCGCCCAAAACACGCCAAGAUCAUCAGUGUGUUCGUCUGGAUUUUUGUGGCAAGCAUUUCAUCUCCACUUCUCUACUUUUCAGGUGUCGAUAGUGACAAAUGUUUCUUAUAUGCAAAUCUAGAUGUAAAAUCAAGCCUAAAGUCUACCUACAGGGUGUUUAUGAUUGUUAUAGGCUGCUUUGUCCCAUUUGUACUUACUUUUGCAUCAUAUUUUGGUGUAAUAAUGGCUGUUUUUAAAAAUGCAAAUAUCACCUCACUCCAGAAGAAAAAAGUGGGUCUGAUUAUUGGAUUAGUCUGCAUCCUGUAUACUGUGUCUUUUCUCCCCUAUCACAUUCUACAGAUAGUGAACUUUAAACUGAAUGAAGACAAAAAUACUUAUUGUUAUGUGUGUAAUGAAUACCAAGUGUCAAAGGCAUCAGCUUGUCUGAACAUGUGCCUCCAUCCCAUCCUGUAUAUGGCUGUGUCUGACAGUAUCAGGGCAGUGUGCUGUAGAAGAAGCUCAAAUGAAUAAAACUUCCAAAUCACAGUUGGAGAACACUCGUCAAAGAACCGUGAAUUGAAAUCCAAAAACUGAGAUUGCAAACCAUUUUCUUUUCCUUCAAACAUUUGUGUUGAUUUGGAUGUAUGUUUGGGGUCAUUGUCAUGUUGAAAGAUUCAUCUAUGGCCAAAUUUUACCCUUCUGAAAGGGGCAGCCAUGUUUUUGGCUAAUAAUGUUACUGUAGUAAGUAAAACUGAUAAUACACUCAACAUUGACAAGUUGUUAAACAGCCCCAAAAGAUUGAUGUUGCGACUCUAUAUUUUAUUUUACAGUGGGUUUGGGGGAUUGUGCUUGUAUGCAAUUGAUAUUGUCACUAAACCUUUAUUUUGGUCUAAUCUAAACUGAUUUCAGUUCUAUACAUUUUUAGAUUUACAUAGAAAUAAAAUAAAAUAAUUCAGUAAGUUUAUUAGUGCAUGCUGAGGAAUUUAUUUUAUGUUCUGAAUACAACAGUCUGAUUGUAUUUCUCAACAUCUAGUUUAAGGGAGCAGCAAGAGAAAAAGUUCCUUGCCAUGUAUUCUCCAACCUCAUCAGGCAUUAUAUGUGAAGACUCAGAGCUGUUAUCUUGGCAAAGCGAGGUAACACAAAGUAUUGACUAAAAGGGUGCCAAUAAUUGUUGCACAUCUAUAUUUAACAAAGAUAUAUUUUUGAGAAACCUGUGUUUUGUUUGCAACAGAUUGAUAUCUGUGAGAGCAGAGUAUUUUUGUGAUUUUUUUUUUUUUUAACAAAAGAUCAAAUGGUUAAACAAUGAAGACAAAUCUUCACAGCUUUCUUUGCUCAUAUUUACCAAGGGUGCCAAUAUUAGUGGAGGGCACUGUAAAUAAAAUCCAUAUAAGUGUUGCAGCUAUGGCAUACAGUAUGUAUCUGCUAAGAUCGAUUGGAUG
Ictalurus punctatus (channel catfish) is the source of this 1943-nucleotide messenger RNA. RefSeq names its product P2Y purinoceptor 11-like. NCBI's taxonomy places the organism in Eukaryota, Metazoa, Chordata, Actinopteri, Siluriformes, Ictaluridae. The coding region runs from base 145 to 1035 and encodes 296 amino acids. The record is from RefSeq and is a predicted model, not a curated record. Gene Ontology annotation, biological process: cellular response to ATP; calcium-mediated signaling; G protein-coupled receptor signaling pathway. The transcript is spliced from 2 exons. Gene Ontology annotation, cellular component: plasma membrane. Gene Ontology annotation, molecular function: neurotransmitter receptor activity; G protein-coupled ATP receptor activity.